CAAGAUCUGAAAACUGCUGUUCACAAACGCUGUCCAUCUAAUCUGACUGAGCUGGAGCUGUUUUGCAAAGAAGAGUUUUCCUGCAGAAGUCCAAAUCAAGCUUAAGUGGUAUGAAAAAGAAACACCUGGAGGAACGUUUAGCAGUAACUAAUUAUUUAAAUAAGCAUUAAUUAAGAAGCAGCUUUAGUGAAGGUUACAAGUGUAAUGGUAAGACUGCACUGCUUUGGAACAGGAGUCGCAAGUUUGAUUUCCGCCUGGAGCGUCUAUCUCCAAUAAGAGUCCUAGGCUAGACCCCCAUGCUAACCAAGCCUACUGCAGACAUGAGCGAGGGAGAUAAAUAUGAAGCCAUACUGGCUCGGACAUCGCCUGGAUUAACAAGGCCCGCAUCAGGUGUUAAGAAACCAGGGCACCCUGAUGAGAAGUGGGCUACAGGAACAAGAAGGCAUCAGUGGGCAAGAGACAAAAAUAGGGCGUUGUUGGAAUGCUACUACACAAGUAACCCCAGUAGAAGGGGUUACACGAAUAGGAUUAAGAUUCUUAUGGAAUCUUCAGUACCCAGCAUCCACAUUGAUGGCAAAACAACUAGUAGCUCAUUGAAGAGGUACAACACACAUGCUAUAGCUAGGGGGAGCCAGGACGACAGGUCAGGGGGCAGAUACCACUACCCCCACCCGAAAUUGGGUACCAAGCCUAUGUGAAAUAGAAGGAGGAUUGUUGAGUGAAAGAUAGGAUCAUCGCGAAGCUUGAAACCUGGAUCCUUCAUAGCUGAUUACUGAGACUAACAAGCUGAUCUACACCACGGCAGCACUGAUCAGUGAGAAUCUUGGCUACAAGUUGAACAGCCACAAGGAGCAGUACCCUCCAUGGAGAAGGAGACUACAGGCCACGAUAAAGGUAGCACAGAGGGAGGAUAGCUAACAAUUGGAGCUGCAAAAAGGUGCAAUUAGGAAGGUGCCGAAGAAGAAAGCCAGAACAGAAAGCUGUCCAAAGGCAGCUUUCUAUACUGGCCUUGGAAACUGCCAAGACUAGGCUGACCGACCUGUGCACUGCCUGUAUUGAUUAUGCCUGUAUCCUGGAAUGCCUAGAACUGUACAAGAUCAACAAUACCCUAAGAACCUUCACCAGGAACUCAACAUUGGAGGCCAACUUCAAGCCAAUAGCACAAGUAAACAUCAAGUGUGGGAUCUACCAAGGAGAUGCUCUGUCUGUGCAUUUCUUGUUACUCCUGACAGAACGAUCCGGCCACAAAACACUGACCCGGCAGAUGACUCAGCCACACACUCCAACACUCUGAUCACCAUGAAGAAAUGCUUUCCAGUCUAGUUAGACAGUUCUGUGAGUCCGAGCAAUGGGCAGGCAGGGUGAAAAACACCCUGUCGACCACCCGAGAAACCUUUUUGCAAUGAGUUCCUGUCCCUGGCUAGUGUACCCACACUCUUAGCUUCCGCUUCUCUGCGCUCCCCUCUCCUGAACCAUUUAUACACUGUAAGACCGAAUAGUAAUAGUUUGAUAAAUGAAAUGAGUUCCAACUACUUAAAAACCUGUUAUAAGUUCAUAUACACCUUUACUUUUUUGAGUAGUUUGAACAAGUUUGUUUUUUCAAGUUAUCAGUACUUGAAUAUAUUGAUUGGUUUCUGACAUUGCCCUCAAAUAAUUUGAGUUUUAACACUGACGUCACUUACGUGCCUACGUACGUACGUACGUGCGCCACCUGUUUCUUUAUGAAGUGCUGGCAACCAUCUUGGAUUCCUCGCUUCGAGUGCGAAUGCCCGCUCAUUACUCCAAAAGAACCUUGUGGAGCGUUAAUAUCCGAACAGAAAUAAAAACAUUUGUGAAGGGGUUUUUUUGCGGCAUUGCUUUUGACGCUGGAUAAAGGAGGACGUGCUAUGGUAUGUUACGGACUUUUGAACCGUAACAGAUAACGCUCUGCACUUGGCUAGCUGCAUUUACCGCCUUUGCAGCAUCUUCAGGAGCGCUUUUGCGGUAAGUUUUAUUUUUUCUGAAACUAUAGUUCUCCGUUGUAAUAUGGGUUUUUAUCGUCAUAAAUGUACAACUGUAGCAGGUAUUUAAGAAUUACAUGCAUGCGUUGUUUUAUCCAUGUCGCCUUGGCCCCAAAGUGUUUUGCAUGAAUUAUGGUAAUAAGCUUAUAUUUAGUAUAACACAUUAUUAGUCCCAGCAGAGGCUGGGACUAAUAAUGUGUUAAUAACUUUUCUAAUCUCUUACUAUUUUAAAAGAAGUCUUUAGAAGGUGUUUCUGGAUUUGCAGAUUAUAAACUGCCUUGUGGUUAAAUUGUUGAAUCAAUAUGCACUGCUGCGCUGCUUCACACUUAGCGCAUACAUGGAUAUUGACUUUGGCUAACCCGUUUGCUAACUGGUGGAACUUGAAACUUACGUUUAGUUCUCUGGAGUUGUACAUAUUAAAACUGGGGCAGCAAAAUUGUAGGCACAGGACAUACUUACAAAAGCAGUUAUUAAUCAUUACAUAAUUAGGCUGUAGAACUUGGUUUAAAUUGCAAAUAGUUAUGUAUACUAAGUUGAAAUGUAGAAGCUUCUGAACUGUAAAAUUGUUGUGCCUGGUCUAUUUUAGGUUAGCUUAAGGGUGAAUCCAUCAAUAAUAUAUUUACCAAACAGUUAUUUUUUCGUUUUAUUUUAUUCUGAUGCCCAGUGUUCAUUAGUGAAAGACUUAGGUUUUUUUCUGUCAGGGGCUGGGUCUGUGACCCAGCAUUUUGAGUUUAUUUUGUAUUUUUGCUUUCUUAUGUUAUAUUGAAAUGAGGUGAAGUUCUUGUAUUGUUGUUAAUAUUAGUUAAGGUUUAGUUGAGUUCUGGGCUAGUUAUGUUUCAUCUGUGUCUCCUUGGUUAUGUGUCUUUUCUGUUCUCUGUGUAGUCUGUCUUGUCUUCUGUGUUUUACUGUUAUGUCCAUGCCAGGGCAGAAGUAAAUUUUCUAGGGUGAAGAUGCUCUUCACCUUGACCAGCUAAGACUACAGAUUGUAGAUGAAGUCGAGAAAAGUGAAAAGAAUCCUGUCCUGAUUACAAAGCUGAUGCACACAACUUUGGCCUUGCGAUGCAAAGAGAUCAUCAAUGAUGACCUACCAGUAGGUCAGAUCUUGGAUUGCUGGCCUACUCUGAAAUCCCAGUCCCAGAUCUGUGCAGAAUGCCACAGGAUUACAAACCUCCACCCGAAGAACCACUUUUAUGCUGUGUUGGACCAACAUGCUCCCCGGCUCGAGAGCUUAUUCAGAAAGAAAGCUGUUUGCACAGGGAACGUGUCUGAUGUCCUGUCUCAGCUCUUCAGAAGCUAUAAUCUCCAGGAACAAGCUGAUAUCCAUGCCCAACGUGCUGGUGUGCUUCAUGCCCUCCCUGCCUAUUUGUACGAAGACACCUCUACCUUCAUCAAAACGUGGGAUAUGAUGCAUUCUGAUAGACCAGAUAUUAGUGAAGUGCCACUUGGACUCCUCCUGAUCAGAGACAAUUCCAGUGAUGCAACAUUCUUCUGCCCUGAGAAGACUGCAGUUUUGGUCGAGGGUAACAUGAUCAUUGUUUUCACCACCCUGGCUGAUGCAUUUCUAGUAAUAUUUGGACUGACCUACGGCCUGCACCUAAGCUACCCAAAAUGUUUGGCCAACAUUUUUGACUUUAUUCAGAAAGUUUUGAUGGGUCUGCAGGGUGGGAAGUUGAAGCCCAAAGUGCUGAGUCUUAAAAAUGAUCUUUUGGCAGCAGAAUAAUGUCCAGGAUUCCUACACAGCCCUCGCGUGCCUGUUAAAGCAAGUAAUUCAGUUUAUCAUGUUUCCAAAUCUGGAUAAGUUUU
Molecule: messenger RNA, 3803 nt
Organism: Oreochromis niloticus (Nile tilapia)
Lineage: Eukaryota; Metazoa; Chordata; Actinopteri; Cichliformes; Cichlidae
Exons: 4
Coding region: 3037-3720 (227 amino acids)
Source: RefSeq, a predicted model, not a curated record